AUGCACAGAACCUACUCUCUUAGAUCGAGCAGGGCUCCAACAGCCUCUGACUUGCAAAACCCAAUCCCUGUUCCACCAUCCUCUACCAAGACUAACAGAUUUUUUGGUAAGGGUUCUAUUACCAACACCAUCAGAAGAUCUGCUGCUGGUUCGUUUGGUCCAGAACUCGCCAAGAAGCUUGCCCAGCUUGUUAAGAUGGAGAAGAACGUGAUGAGAGCCAUUGAAUUGUCUUCCAAGGAGAGAAAAGCUGCCGCCAAGCAGCUUUCCCUCUGGGGUGCAGAUAAUGAGGACGACGUCAGUGACAUCACUGACAAAUUGGGUGUCCUAAUUUACGAAAUUGGUGAACUGGAUGACCAAUUUAUUGACAGAUACGAUCAAUAUAGAAUUACUCUCAAAAGCAUCAGAGACAUUGAGGGUUCUGUCCAGCCAUCAAGAGACCGGAAACAAAAGAUCACUGAUCAAAUUGCUUACUUGAAGUACAAGGACCCACAAUCCCCAAAGAUUGUGAUUCUGGAACAAGAAUUGGUCAGAGCUGAGGCAGAAUCGCUCGUUGCUGAGGCACAACUCUCCAACAUUACCAGAGAGAAAUUGAAGGCUUCCUUCGCGUACCACUUCGACUCCAUCAGAGAACACUCUGAGAAACUGGCUCUGAUUGCUGGCUACGGUAAGGCUCUUCUGGAAUUGCUUGACGACUCUCCUGUGACCCCAGGUGAGACCAGACCGUCAUACGACGGUUACGAAGCAUCCAAGCAAAUUAUCAUCGAUUGCGAGAAUGCCCUUGCUUCAUGGACCUACGAGACCGCUCAAGUUAAGCCAACUUUGAGCUUCAAGGCUACCGAUGGCGAAAUAUACGACGACGACUUAGCCGAAGACGUUCAAAACAUGCACGUGACUGAGCAAGAAUGGGCCGAGCCUGAGAAGCAAGCCGCCUAA
Messenger RNA from Ogataea angusta, 933 nucleotides. RefSeq lists its product as uncharacterized. Gene Ontology annotation, cellular component: plasma membrane; eisosome filament. The coding region runs from base 1 to 933 and encodes 310 amino acids. The record is from RefSeq and is a predicted model, not a curated record. NCBI's taxonomy places the organism in Eukaryota, Fungi, Ascomycota, Pichiomycetes, Pichiales, Pichiaceae. Gene Ontology annotation, molecular function: lipid binding. The transcript has a single exon. Gene Ontology annotation, biological process: endocytosis; negative regulation of protein kinase activity; eisosome assembly.